Molecule: messenger RNA, 4278 nt
Organism: Lacerta agilis (Sand lizard)
Lineage: Eukaryota; Metazoa; Chordata; Lepidosauria; Squamata; Lacertidae
Gene: ABCB1
Product: ATP binding cassette subfamily B member 1
Exons: 28
Coding region: 87-3953 (1288 amino acids)
Biological process (GO): transmembrane transport
Cellular component (GO): membrane
Molecular function (GO): ABC-type transporter activity; ATP hydrolysis activity; ATP binding
Source: RefSeq, a predicted model, not a curated record
UUUAAUUUAUAGCUGUUCGCAACUCAUAGCUGUUCAACAUUUCAGGAAGAAAAGACAGGAAAGAAGAACCCCAACUUUUGGCACAAAUGGCAUCAGAGAGCCAAGCAAAGGCAAACAUGAACGGAAAGCUUGAAGAGAUGGCUGAAAGAAACAAUGCUUCUCAAGAUGAAAAGAAAAGUAAAGAAAAGCCAAGCAAAGAGAAGCCUAAGAAGGUCAGCCCAUUUACGAUGUUUCGUUACGCUGACUGCUUGGAUAAGUUGCUGAUGAUAUUAGGCACCAUCAUGUCAGCCCUUCAUGGAGCCUCCCUUCCUCUCAUGAUGAUUGUUUUCGGAGGCAUGACAGACAGCUUUGUUAAUUCAGCAAAAGAUUUCCCUAUGGGUAAUAUAUCUUCAGAUAAUAUAUCUUUCCCUAUUAUUUCUCGGAAUAACGAAAGCCUGCAAGAGCAAAUGACAAGACAUGCAUACUAUUACUCAGGAAUAGGAGCUGCUGUCCUUAUUGCUGCCUAUGCUCACAUUGCAUGCUGGACAGUGGCAGCCGGCCGCCAGGUCAAGAGAAUUAGGCAACGCUUUUUCCAUGCUGUCAUGCGGCAAGAAAUUGGAUGGUUCGAUGUAAAUGAUGUUGGGGAAUUGAAUACUCGUCUUAUAGAUGAUGUCUCCAAGAUCAACGAAGGAAUUGGUGACAAAAUGGCAAUGCUGAUUCAGGGAGUAGCUACGUUUCUAACAGGAUUCAUAGUCGGGUUUGCUAAAGGAUGGAAAUUGACUCUUGUAAUACUUGCGGUCAGUCCUGUUCUGGGGCUCUCAGCUGCACUCUGGGCAAAGGUCCUUACUGCUUUCACCAACAAGGAACUUGCUGCAUAUGCAAAAGCUGGAUCUGUUGCUGAGGAGGUUCUCUCAUCAAUUAAGACAGUGAUGGCUUUUGGAGGACAGAAGAAAGAAAUUGAGAGAUACCAUAAAAAUUUAGAAGAUGCUAAAAGAAUUGGAAUUAAAAAGGCUGUGACUGCCAAUAUGUCCAUGGGGAUUGCUUUCUUAUUAAUAUAUGCUGCAUAUGCCUUGGCUUUCUGGUAUGGAACUACCUUGAUAUUGGAUGAAGGUUACACCAUUGGGGAAGUCCUGACAGUCUUCUUCGCUGUUCUGAUUGGCGCCUUUUGCAUCGGUCAGGUGACUCCAAACCUAGAAGCGUUUGCUAUUGCAAGGGGAGCAGCUUAUGCAAUAUUCAACAUCAUAGACAAUGAACCUAAAAUUGACAGUUAUUCGCCAGCUGGCUACAAACCCGACCAAAUUAAAGGAAAUCUGGCUUUCCAAAAUGUGCAUUUCAAAUAUCCCUCAAGGCCAGAUGUUCAGGUGUUAAAAGGCUUGAAUCUGAAAGUUAACAGUGGACAGACAGUGGCCUUGGUAGGCAGUAGCGGUUGUGGGAAAAGUACGACUGUUCAACUGAUCCAGAGGUUUUAUGAUCCUCUUGAAGGCAUGAUUACCAUUGAUGAUCAGGAUAUCAAGACCCUGAAUUUAAGAUACCUGAGGGAGAUUAUAGGUGUGGUGAACCAGGAGCCUGUGUUAUUCCAUACCACGAUUGCAGAAAACAUUCGAUACGGCCGUGCAGACGUCACCAUGGAAGAGAUUGAAAAAGCUGCCAAGGAAGCCAAUGCUUAUGACUUCAUCAUGAAACUGCCCAAUACGUUUCACACUAUGGUUGGAGAAAGAGGAGCCCAGCUAAGUGGAGGACAGAAGCAAAGGAUAGCAAUUGCCCGUGCUCUUGUCCGGAACCCCAAGAUCCUGUUGCUGGAUGAGGCAACAUCAGCUUUGGAUACCGAAAGCGAAGCUGUGGUUCAGGCAGCACUGGACAAGGCAAGGGAAGGUCGCACAACUAUUGUAAUCGCUCAUCGGUUAUCUACAGUCCGCAACGCAGACCUCAUAGCUGCUUUUGAAGAUGGCUCCAUCACAGAGCAAGGGACACAUAAUGAGCUCAUAGCAAAGAAAGGAGUUUAUUUCAAACUUGUUAAUAUGCAGUCAAUUGAUACUGAGGUUCAUUCAGAUGAAAAUGAGCUCAUUGAUGGAAAAGGCAUGUCAAAAGAGGCAUUAAAAGACUUCUUGGCAAAUGGAGUGCGAAGGCGUUCAACCCGCAAGAGCUUGAAAAGGCCAGAAGAGCAGGACAAAGACCUUGAGGUCCAAACUAUUCAACCUAAUGAAAAUUUGCCCUCAGUUUCAUUUGUGAAGAUCAUGAAGUUGAAUGUGUCCGAAUGGCCUUACUUUUUGGUGGGAACAUUUUCUGCACUCAUCAAUGGAGCGCUGCAGCCUGCAUUUUCAGUCAUAUUCUCUGAAAUCAUAGGGAUUUUUGCACUGAAUGAGCCACACGUAGUACGAGAAAAGAGCAAUAUGUAUUCAUUGCUAUUCUUAGGCCUUGGGGCUAUAUCCUUUGUAACAUAUUUCCUUCAGGGUUUCACCUUUGGCAGAGCUGGAGAGAUCCUUACAAUGAAGAUUCGCUACAUGGGAUUCCAAGCAAUGCUUAGACAGGAUGUUGCUUGGUUUGAUGACCCUAAAAACAAUACUGGAGCGUUGACUACAAGACUUGCUCUUGAUGCUUCUGAAGUAAAAGGUGCUACAGGGGCCAGGCUAGGUAUGCUUGCCCAAAACAUUGCUAACCUUGGGACAGGAAUAAUUAUAUCAUUGGUGUAUGGCUGGCAGCUGACCCUUGUCAUCUUGGCUGUUGUGCCGCUUGUUGCCAUUGGAGGACUCAUUGAAAUGAGAAUGUUGGCUGGACAUGCCAGGAAAGAUAAGAAGGAACUUGAAGGCGCAGGGAAGAUUGCAACAGAAGCAAUAGGGAAUAUCCGAACAGUUGUUUCCCUUACUCAGGAAAUAAGAUUUGAACAAAUGUAUGGAGAAAAUCUGCAAGGACCAUACAGGAAUUCCUUAAGGAAAGCGCAUAUCCACGGACUAACUUACGGCGUUUCCCAAGGCAUUAUGUACUUCACCUACGCUGCUUGUUUUCGAUUUGGUGCCUUCCUUGUGGAAGAGACAGGCAUGCAAUUUAAGGACGUUUUCUUGGUAUUCUCAUGCAUUGUCUUUGGUGCCAUGGCGCUAGGACAGACAGCUUCAUUUACACCAGACUAUGCCAAAGCGAAGAUAUCUGCAGCUCACAUGUUCCAGCUGUUUGAGACUGUACCCUUAAUAGACAAUUACAGUGUUGAAGGACACAAGCCUGACGACUUUAGCGGCAAUGUCGCAUUUAAGCAAGUAGCCUUCAAGUAUCCUACCCGGCCUGAUGUCUCGGUACUCGAAGGACUGAGUGUGGCAGUAGAGAAGGGGCAGACCUUGGCUCUCGUCGGAAGCAGCGGCUGUGGAAAGAGCACUCUGGUCCAGUUGCUCGAAAGAUUCUAUGACCCCCUCAGUGGAGAAGUGCUACUGGAUGGCAACGGUGCAACGCAGUUAAAUGUCCAGUGGCUGCGAUCCCAGAUUGGAAUCGUCUCCCAAGAACCAGUCCUGUUUGACUGCACUAUUGCAGAGAACAUUGCGUAUGGAGAUAACAGCAGAAAGGUGUCCUUUGAUGAGAUCGUUGAAGUAGCCAAAGCAGCAAACAUCCAUGCCUUCAUUGAUAGCUUACCAGAUAAAUACAACACUCCUGUAGGUGACAAAGGGACUCAGCUCUCUGGGGGUCAAAAACAACGCAUUGCUAUUGCUCGUGCUCUCAUCCGCCAGCCAAGAAUUCUGCUACUGGAUGAAGCAACCUCUGCACUUGAUACUGAAAGUGAAAAGGUUGUCCAAGAGGCUCUGGAUAAAGCCAGACAAGGCCGCACCUGCAUUGUAAUAGCUCACCGCUUAUCGACAGUGCAGAACGCGGACAGUAUAGCAGUGAUCCAGAACGGGAAAGUCAAAGAACAAGGAACACAUCAACAGCUACUGGCUGCAAAAGGAAUCUAUUACGCUCUAGUCAAUGUUCAGGCAGGAACGGCCCCUGCAUAAAUUAAAACAAAAGCAAAAUAUUGCUAAAGCCGAAUUCACUUCUUGAGACAGCGAUUGCAAGAGGCACUGCUUGUACUAUCACCAUAUUAAACAAAAUAAACCAGUAUUGGUGAAUGGGCUGAAUUGCAGCAAGGCUUCUCAAAGCGAAGCUUUUCCUAUCUUGAUCCAUUUUCUACAGCAGCGUGUGCUUACCUUUUGUUCUCAGCUGUCUAGACUCUAGAGAGAGACACGUUCGCUGUACUUUCUCAAAAGUUACAAGGACUUUGCUUAAAAAUACACACACCUGAAAGUGAAAGAACAAGAGACAAAUCCCUCCCCCUUCCUU